CAGGCCGGAUGUGACGUGAAAUCCACUGCCGAUGACGUCCGGGCGGUGACAGGGAGAGAAGGCGGCCGGUGAGGGCUAAGUGCCGGCGGGAGCCUCGAUUAUCAGUAUGGAUGAUCAGACACAGAGGCCGAUUAAAGGCAUUCUGAAGAACAAGAGCUCCAAGAAGAGCGGCGUCCGUGUGCUGCCCAAGGAUGAUCUCGCCCAGGACAGAGAGGACGAUCAGAGUAAGAAGUCACAGAAGUGGGAUGAAAUGAAUAUUCUGGCAACAUAUCACCCUUCUGACAAAGACUAUGGCUUAAUGAAAAUAGACGAGCCUAGCACACCCUACCACAGAAUGGUUGGUGAGGGUGAUGAUGAUGAAGGAGCCAUGAGUGAUUCGGAGUCGAAUGAAGCUCUGACAGCAGAUGUCUUGGCACAGAAGCUAGCUGCCGCAGAAGGAAUGGAUCCAAAAUUCCUGGCUGAAGAAGAGAGCAGUGAAGAAGAAGAGGAGGAAGAGCUGACGCCAGAGGCAAAAGAAAAGAAAAAGGACUUUGAAAUAAAAAGAAAAUACCACUACAAUGAAGGUAUGAAUAUAAAGCUCGGCAGGCAGUUAAUAGAAAAAGAACUCACGGGCAAUGAAGAAGAUGAGGAGGAUGAUGAGGAUGAGGAGAUGCAAGAUAUAACAGACACAGAUGGUAACGAUGGUAGGAUGGGGCACUCUUGUUGUUGGUGCUUUCAUUGAGGAUUCCAGAGAAAGUGGUCAUCCUGAGCGACUGCAAAGUAAUGUCCAAGUUUUAUAGAGGCGAUGGAGCCAGAACAGCUUUCUGAAGGUCUAUUUAUUGCCACAACACUGCACAUGCACUGAUCUACAGACCUAGGGUACAGUGAAAAGUAUGAAUGAAUACUUUUCUGAUGCCAUCAUUAUCUUUUGAGGAAACUGUAUUAAUAAGCCAACUCUGAUUAGUGAUUUACAAGCUUGUCUGGCAUAUUUUGUUUCCAAAGCUGGCACAGCCUAACCACCAGUAUUGAUCUAUACAUGGUCGUACGUUCGCUAUCUAUAAGGUGUCAAUAUGGAUAUCAGCAUGUCGGGCACCUUGGUUAAAGGUUUUGAAAUUACCUUUCCCCUGAAUUACAUGGCGUAUUGUAGAAGAACAUCAAGCUUCAGUGGGACAUCGAAUAAAGUUGUUUUUUGUUUUUGUUGCUUUUACAACUUGUUAAGCUGUUUUCUGAACGUUCCCUUAUAAGGCUUUAUCUGAACACUGUUUAGCUAAUAUAACCAGAUCACAAAAUCUGCAUUUAAUUAAUACAAUCUGUAUUAAUUAAUCUCCUGGUAGUUUCUAUUGCUUUUGUUUCCGGAAAAGAAGAUUAAAAUCCCUAUUCCCAAAAAGUCUUCUGCCGAAUGGACUGAUUUUAAUGGCCCUGAAGACAAUCGUUCUUGUUAGGGUGGAUGAUUGCAUUUUUUGUAUGAGCAACAGUACAUAUUGGAACAUGAGCUGUUGCAUGAGAAGAUUGUCAAAUUCAUAAACAUGUUCUUUUGAUUGAGAGAAACAAGUUCGCUUAUUUAAGGUUCAAAGUUUUUGCAUAUCUUAGUUGAACAUAACAUCAAAGUAUAGACGGGCUACUAUAUUUAUUUUAAAGCCUUUAACCUGUACAUUUUUAGUACUUGUACAAAAGUGAGCUAGGUGGAAGUUAAAAUGAUACACUGAUUAUUUUACAAAGGUGAAUAUAUAUAUUCUCUUAAAUGUUAAAGAAUGUAUACCAGCUCACUAAUAAACUUUGAUGGCAGUGCAAUAUAAGGGCUUUUUUUUUUUUUAUCACUGCUGUACUCCAAACAUGACCCCAUAAAUGAAUGCCUCCUGAUCUGUGCCAUUCUUUUUGCUUUACUAGCUGUAGUUUUAAAACCUUAUCAAUAAGUGGAAAUCGCUCACAUGACCCUUUAUAAAGUCUGUUAUUUAUGACUUGGAACAUUUAUACUCUAGCACAAAAUUUGAACUGGUUGUAUUUAUUAAAGCGAAGUUACACCCAUUUUGGCACCUUUCUGGGAGUGGAUACCCGUCCCCACUUCCAGGAGAUCGUGCUGCGGCAAAUUACGCCAGGAGCUCGGUUCCCUCCUCCUGGGUUAGGUCUAAUGAGGUGCAUGCCUCUCCUUUUUUAACUUGCUGUUAAAUGUCGAUAGCCUAGCUAUUACUAUGUUUCCCAUGCUCUAAUGCUGGACCUUCUGGUCUUGGCUCCCCAGCUGAAGACUCGCAUGCAGCUGCUGUGCCCACGCCUCUGCUCCCAAUCUCCUGCCCAAUCAGAGUAUUUUGUAAAUCCAUUCGCAAAAUACAAAGCCUUCCGUGAAUGAACAGCAGAGGGGAGGGGUUGGCAGAGGAGAUGGUGUAUCUCUUGUCAGAGCUGGGGGGCAGUUUAGUGAUGGCUGCAUUUACAGCACGCAGUAAAACUCAUUUGUUAACCGAGUCACAUUCACAAGGUUGCAUGCACCUUGUAGAACUUAAUGCCUAGUAAGCUGAAACUGUUUACAAAAUGGCUGAAUUCCUGGAGUUCAGCUUUAAGGGGAACCCAUAAGCUCUGUAUAUAACCAUUACGUUUUGCGAGUUAAUUAUGCAGCCAGGCAAAAUCGGAUUACCAAUUGCACCAAUAUGAUGCAGGUUGAGCCUGAGCAGCAUAGUCUUCUGUAUCCAUAUGAAUUUGUGCCUUUCCUGCCUCAAAAAUCACAACUACACCUAUAAAAUACAUUAGCAUAGCGUCUCCCACUUGCAUAAGAAAUCCCCUUUUGUGCGUGUGUGUUUUUUUUUUUUUGUUUCUUCUAAAUGAGGGUCACUGGAAGUGUUCCCUUUUGGGUUAUAGUGCCGUAUAAGACGACCUUUUACGCCUUAAUUACACUGCCAGAGAGCGGGGGUCGUCUUAUAGCCGGGUGCAGAUGCCGCUGCCAGAUAGAUCUGAUUCCCGCCGGGUGCUCGGUAAUACUGUUGUAUACAGUAUGCGCCACUCAGCCAGUCCCGGCAGGGGCGAUGCACUCUGCUGAAAAACAGAGCUUGUUAAGCCUGCUUGGAUUGGAGCGGCGCGGGCUGAUGAUGUCACAGCCUCUGCCAAUCCGAGCAGACUUGGCACUACUGUACUGUACCAGUAAUGUACUUGUGAUAAGACUGCAACCGUUUAAAGCAGAUUUAAGAAGGUGAUAAAGACCUGGAGUGGGUUUCUUGGAACAGUAACAAAAACAUCUUUAUACUGUAAUAACAAAGGCAAUUUAUUUAAAAGCCCCAUCAAAAGUUUACCAAUAAGUAAUAAAUUACAGUGUUUUAAUCAA
This is a messenger RNA of Rana temporaria (common frog), 3286 nucleotides long. It is a transcript of the gene PPP1R2, whose product is annotated as protein phosphatase 1 regulatory inhibitor subunit 2. The record is from RefSeq and is a predicted model, not a curated record. Gene Ontology annotation, molecular function: protein phosphatase inhibitor activity. Gene Ontology annotation, biological process: regulation of signal transduction. The coding region runs from base 107 to 721 and encodes 204 amino acids. The transcript is spliced from 7 exons. Lineage: Eukaryota; Metazoa; Chordata; Amphibia; Anura; Ranidae.